This is a messenger RNA of Salvia miltiorrhiza (redroot sage), 1770 nucleotides long. RefSeq names its product probable fructokinase-7. NCBI's taxonomy places the organism in Eukaryota, Viridiplantae, Streptophyta, Magnoliopsida, Lamiales, Lamiaceae. Gene Ontology annotation, molecular function: fructokinase activity. The transcript is spliced from 7 exons. Bases 497 to 1537 code for a protein of 346 amino acids. Gene Ontology annotation, cellular component: cytosol. The record is from RefSeq and is a predicted model, not a curated record. Gene Ontology annotation, biological process: fructose metabolic process.
AACAAAAAUGGAAUUUGCUCUUUCAUGAAUCACGAUGGAUGCAUCUACUGUCCAAAAUAUCUCAAGUUUAAACAUCAAAUUAUCUACUCCAAAUUAUUCUUGAUAUUGAAAAAAAAAAUGAAAGACAUUCAACACACACCUUCUCUCCCAAUAAAUAAAACAAAUUAAAAAUCCGAAUUGCUACCAAGAAAAAGAAAGGUGAAUUGAAUCUAGAGAUCUGAGUUGCCCUUUUCACACGACAUAUAAGUUUAUCUUUCUUUUCUUUUCUAUUUUUCUCCCCGCUUGCCAACUUCAAGAACUCAUUCUCGCUCGCUCGUAGCCGAUAAAAUAAAAUUGUUUUGUAUUUUUCGAUUUUAAUUACGCCAUCAAGGCACCUCUCUCUCUCUCUCUCUCUCUCUCUCUCUUUCUGUCUCUCAUUUGGAAGCGUGCUUGUGUGUGAAGUCCUGACGAUACACUCAAAGUUCACUUAUUUCUCCAACCGCAAUAGCCGCUUGACAUGGCUGAAAAUUCGAUUUCAGGUGAUAUUAGUAGACUGUCCAUCAACAGUGAAGGUUCAGUUCAGACGAGCCAUCUUGUUGUUUGCUUCGGAGAGAUGUUGAUAGAUUUUGUGCCUACAGUUGGUGGAGUUUCACUUGCUGAAGCUCCUGCCUUUCACAAAGCUCCAGGUGGUGCUCCUGCAAAUGUGGCUGUUUGUGUAGCAAAAUUAGGAGGAUCUGCUGCUUUUAUUGGAAAGGUAGGCAAGGAUGAUUUUGGACAAAUGCUUUCUGACAUGUUGAAAGAAAACAAAGUUGACAAUUCUGGUGUGCGAUUUGACCCCUACGCAAGAACUGCUCUGGCAUUUGUCACACUCAGAGCAGAUGGCGAGCGUGAGUUCAUGUUCUACCGCCAUCCGAGCGCUGACAUGCUUUUCCACGAGCAAGAGCUUGAUCUGAAUCUUGUUAAUAAGGCGUCCAUUUUUCACUACGGGUCAAUCAGUUUGAUUGAUGAACCAUGUAGAUCAACACAUCUUGCUGCCAUGCGCAUUGCCAAGAAAUCCGGUAGUUUACUGUCUUACGACCCAAAUCUGAGAAUGGCAUUGUGGCCCUCAGAAGAUGCUGCUCGAAAAAGUAUAAUGGCUAUAUGGGAUCAAGCGGAUAUCAUCAAGAUAAGCGAGGAUGAAAUCUCAUUUCUGACCGAAGGUGAUAAUCCAAAUGACGAUGAUGUGGUGUUGAAGAAGCUUUUUCAUCCCAAUCUAAGUCUUUUGCUUGUAAGUGAAGGAAAGGCUGGCUGCAGAUAUUACACUAAGCAAUUCAAAGGAAGAGUUUGUGGUGUUAAAGUCAAAGCUGUUGACACAACUGGUGCUGGUGAUGCAUUUACUGGUGCAAUACUUUAUUGUUUAGCUGCAGAUUCGAAUCUUUUGAAGGACGAGAAGCGGCUGAGACGUGCUUUGUUAUUUGCGAAUGCGUGUGGUGCACUCACCGUUACAAAGAGUGGCGCCAUUCCUGCUCUGCCUACAAAACACGAAAUCGAACAAAUUAUUGAAGGGAUCUCUGCCUGAGAAGAAGCACGGAAUGUGAAGUCUUUCUCGAGAGUUGUUGAUGCUAAACGAACUUAAUUUUCCAUAUGUGAGCUGCUGAAAUUUUGGUGAGUAGAAGAAUCUAGAUGAAGAUAUAUUGUUUUGGUCAGAUUGAGGUUUCGGAGCUUCAAUGUUGUUAGAGCCCGUCUUUUACUUCAUCUUAAAUUUGUUGUUAAAAUAAAGCCAGUCACAUAUUUCAUUAGUUUUUUGGAUCA